UCCUCCCUGUGCAAGCGACGCCCACUGGACACGCUUACAAAACUGUUAGGAAAUAUUCUACAUCAUAACUCGUCCAUUUAUACGUAAACGACUUAUCAAGAGUGAAAAGUUUCGAUUUUGCCGCAGUUUUUCUCUUUUUUGAUCAUGCGUCAAUACGGGUCAGUGAGUAUAGUGAAAACUGCCCUGCUGGUUCUGCUGGCUGCCUGUCAACAAUGCGUCUCAGCCUACAGUGACUCUCUGGCCCCACCAGAGGUCUCGCAGCACAAUGACACUCUCUAUGCAGCCUGCAAAAUGAAACCCAGCACCUCACUGCCCGAGGGCCUGCCCAAGGUAUACGGUCACGUCGUGUUUAAGCAGGAUUAUCCUCAGGGAAAACUCAAAGUGCUUCUCCGGCUCACCGGCUUCCCCAGAGACGGCCGUCCAGAGCCGAGAGCGGUGCACAUCCAUCAGUACGGAGACUUGAGACGGGGAUGUGACUCCACCGGUGGCCACUACAAUCCAUAUGAUGUGCAUCACCCUAACCACCCAGGAGACUUUGGCAACUUUGUGACCCCGCAAGGGAAAAUCAACGCGAUAAUAGAAUCUGAGGCCACAUUGUUUGGAAGCCUGUCUGUGCUGGGAAGAGCAGUGGUGGUCCAUGAAAAGAUGGAUGACUUAGGGCGCGGUGGAGACACUGGGAGCCUACUGCAUGGAAAUGCAGGCCGAAGGCUUGCCUGCUGCGUUAUUGGCAUUUCUACCCCCGAUCUCUGGAACAUGCAAAAACAGAAUGCUCGCCGGCUGAGGAGAAUCUAGCCCGACAGUAGUUGAAUUCCCUUCAGGACAGAUUUUGUCUACAUGGUUGUGUGCAUUGUGCCUAAUACCUAGAAAAAUCUAACUCCAAAAAAAUCACCAUAGCCUAUGAAAAGUAAACACACUUUACAAUCUGGUGUGAGAGUUCUCUCAGUGCUAAGAAUAAAAUGUGGUGUUCCAUAUUGGCGGUGCAGUUCAUCAACCCACUAUACUGAUAUAUUUCAGCAACUUUUAGAUGGAUUGCUAUGGAAUUUGGCACAGACAUUUAUGGUCACCAGAGGAUGAAUCCUGAUGAUUUUGGUGACAUGACAGUAAGAAUGACAUUUGUGUCUUUUGUCUUGAUAACAACUGGAUGGAUUGCAAUUUUGGUGCCUCAUUCAAAUAAUCUGGAUGACCUGAAAUUAUUUUUUUUAUCUAGCCUCAUCAUCAGAUUCAGCUUUCAGUUUGUCCAAUACUUGGUUUUGUGACCAAAUUCUUGAAAAAAAUCCCAUUCUCCUCAGCCUCAGCUGUGUUUUCUGUUUAUUACCACUAACAUGCUAACCUUAUAAAGGCUUGCAGAACUGCUAGCAUACAGCUGUAAUCUUGCUUAAAAAAAUGCAGAAAGCACAAACCAUUUAAACAGCUUUUUAAGUACAUCCAGUUAAGGCUUACCAAAAGAGCAACAUGUCACAGUAUAUCAGUCAGUCUAUGCAUGUAUCUGAUUUAUGAAGCUGAGACAAUAAAAGCCCUUGAAAAGUAAUUUGCACACAUCCACAGAGAUAACACGAUGUAAUUUGUAUCUGAUGACUUUGUAUUUUCUUCCCUCAAAGACAAAAUAAAAAUACUGGUAACACA
Molecule: messenger RNA, 1623 nt
Organism: Amphiprion ocellaris (clown anemonefish)
Lineage: Eukaryota; Metazoa; Chordata; Actinopteri; Pomacentridae
Product: extracellular superoxide dismutase [Cu-Zn]
Exons: 2
Coding region: 145-792 (215 amino acids)
Biological process (GO): removal of superoxide radicals
Molecular function (GO): copper ion binding; superoxide dismutase activity
Source: RefSeq, a predicted model, not a curated record